Messenger RNA from Caenorhabditis sp. 36 PRJEB53466, 2316 nucleotides. NCBI's taxonomy places the organism in Eukaryota, Metazoa, Nematoda, Chromadorea, Rhabditida, Rhabditidae. The record is from the annotation of a GenBank genome assembly.
AUGAGGAUCACGCACCCGGAACCAUGGAGAGAAAUGCGAAAGCAACUCCGUGAGUCUUUAGCUAUCUCCGGAAGAACAUGCCGUGUUUGCAGUGAACAAGUGGCAAGGAGUCCGUGUUUGCAAUGAGCCUUCUCCGUGGUACAUGAGCAUUCCGACGCAGUUCAGCCAACUACAAAAUGUGCUCCCGGAGGAGCAGGAGGAACUCGUCUUCACUGAGCUCAAGCUCUUUUUGCUGGGAAGUGAGACGGAAAACGUACGCCUUGAGCUCGGGGAGCACUCCAAUCAGCUGCCCACUUCCAUAGUUUUCAACAUUUCGUUCGAUCCGUACAUCCGAUCGGAACUCGAACGUUUUCAAGAUAUCCUUGUCACGGUCGCCACCGUCAAAAUCUGCUGUUACGGUCAGUAUUCCCUUCCUUUUUUACCAUUCAUUUCGACCCGUUUCAGCCAUAACUCACGAUGCAGUCACAUUCUCUCCGAUAGGCGGAGCAGUAGCUUCCACGAUCGAGAAAAAAGUGAAUGGGUUCGUGACGAACAUAUGCACGAAACUUGACGGUCUCUCUGUAAUGAUAUCCCAUCAAAAUACGUUUCACCUGCUCCCUCUUUUCAGAAUGCGACCCAACAAAUGAACAACCUGUUUCGUGAACUGCACACUAUUCACGAGUCACUCAGUUUCUACAGCGAAAUCGUCAAAACUAUCUAUUUGGAGCAAUUGAUCGGCGGCCAAGUGCUCACUUUGCUCGAUUCGAAGCGGAGACACGUGUUCGCCGGUAGCGUCGUUCAAGACUUGGACGACGUGUUCGCGGCCGGAUGGAAGGUUUUCGCAAGAUCCAUCGGAAAACUUGUCUGCAAGUUUGAAGCUGAUCAUCUGGAUUAUGAGGUAAUAUUUAUCUCAAACUUGGUUUGCAUUUUUUUUUCAGUUCGUCAUCUGGUCCACCAAGGAAAUGGCUGACAACUCGUCGAAAAAGCUAAUUGCGUCGCAGGGAAAACAGACGAAAUCUUCCCGAUAUGUGAUCGUGGAGGCCCUUUGUCCGAAGUUUUUUCUCAAAUAUCUGGACAUUCUGGUGCGAUGCGCCGAGUUCGGAGACGCUUCCAAGUCGGAGGGUGCGAAGAGACGAACCGAAAAAAACGUAGGGACGGAAUCGGUGGAGAGUGUGAUGGAAGACGUUCGGAAUGUCGACUGGAGCAAUCUUGACGUGGCAACCACUGUUCGUAUGGUUAGUGUAUUCCAGAAGCUCGCGAAAUCAAAAUGAUUUUCUCAGCUGGUCCAAUUCUCUCGCAAAGAAUCGGCAUGUCUUCUCCGUGAGAUCACAUCGGCCACGAACGUCGAUCAGGCGAUCCGAGACAUUCACGAGCUGCUCAUAAAGGGAUCGUGCGCUCAUGAAGUAAUGCUCUACGGACUCAAAGCAGAUAUUUUGCACAAGCCGAUUGAUGUGAGCUCGCUAAUAUUUUUAUUUACCUAAAAUACGCGAUUCAGGAAGUUGGAAACAUUCGCAUAAAAAAAUUGACGAACGACGUGCUAGGAGCGGCUGCAGAGAAGCAUCACCCGUUCUGGAAAUACUUCAGUUUUUACAUCGAUCGUCAAAACGUAUUUGAAAUGUUAGAACGGAGAACGCCAGGGGCACACAUAGAAAGGCACGCUGAAAAUGUAAGAAAGAAAAUUUAUUCUUUUUAUUUUCCGAGUUGGCUUUUCAGGUGACGCCAAUGCUUUUCGAGUGCAUUUCCGUGUCUAUGGAGUGUCCGAUCGACAUCGAACCGAUCAUUUCCACGUCCGCCGUGUUCACUCUCGUUCCGAUCUUCCGCAUCUGGCUCCAAUUGCACGUCGCCAGCUGGACUGUUGCUAACUAGUCAGUUCCUUUUCUUCCUCGGUUCUUUCGUUACUUAUUAUUUUCCAGUCGUGACUCAAUUCGCGGACAAAUGCCCAGCCGAUCUCUCGGAUACGUCGCUAAAAAGAAGCAUCUCAUGCAUGCUCUCGAUUCGGAAAUCGCCAGUUUGAAGCAGAAAUGGGCAGCGUACGUCGACAUGGCAAUCGCAUUGUACUACGAAAAAGUGCAGAAGGCCGUCUCGCUGGACGAAUACACCGAAUGCCAGAAUGUUCUCGCGAGGGACGUCAUCAAAGUAAUACGCCCUUUUUGUAAAUGAGUACUAAUUGCAUUCUUUCAGAUGAUGGGAAUUACCCAACUGUCUCAACUGGAAAACAUUCGAGACAUUUUGAAUAUAAUCUGGAACUAUAACAACGACGACGGCAGGCUUCCCGAUUUGAUAGCAGAUUUCGAAGAGGUCCAGUCGAGAGCCAGAAUGGAGUCAGCAGUCGCAUAA